AUCACCGAGUAGUUGCUAUCGGCUAUGCAAGUGCUUCGGUUUACUGAGAGUUUAGGUGUGCUCUAUAAAGGAUUGUUUUUUUUUCCGCUCUGAUAUGCGUUCCCUGGCUUACGUGGCUAUCAGCGUUCAGCUAUUCGUCGGACUGCAGUGCCAGAGUUUGCCUGCCAAGGUGAAAAAAUGUCAUUACGGCGACGGAAAGUGCUUAGUAGAGUCGGCCAAUGCCUUGCUGAGGAACUUCCCAAAGGGCAUACCCGAGGUCAAUCUGAAGCCCUUCAAUGUGCUGCCCGUGCGGGACUGGCUGCUGGUCAAUGAUUCCCAGGUGGGUGGUGCCUGGUACUUCUUCGAACUGCUUAACCAGAUCAACUACGGCUUCGAGAACACCACCAUUACGGAGAUCCGGGGCUUCGACAAAGAUCCCACAGCCACCAGGAUCGAAAUUCAUGGGAAGAUUCCCCGGCUGGUCUACAAGGGCGACUAUUUGGCCAAAGGUCGGAUGCUCUGGUUCGUGGAUAUAAACUCUCACGGUACCUCCGAGUCGGACUUCCUUAAUUUCCGGUUCGAUCUAACGUUAAAAGUGCGCAUCGAGUACAGGAACAACAAGCGAUACCUAAAGAUCUAUGAACUUGUUCCGAAUAUAAGACUGGAUCGGUGGAUAAUGUGGCUGGAUAACUUCUUUCCAGACAAUGAAGACCUGACCAUAGCUAUCAACAAUCUGUUUAAUCGGAAUUGGGUGGAGUUCUGGAACGAACUAGAGCCGGGAAUUCUAAGCCUGUUUGAAACCGUCUUCCUAAGCUUGUUCGAAGAUUUAUUCGAAAAAGUACCUUACGAUGAUCUGUUCCUAGCCGAUGAAGACUCCAAAUAGACUUUAGCUUAGUAAUAAGUUAUUAAACAUAAUGUAGUGUAAAUAAAAUAGGGUAAAAAAUUCUUAACUAAA
Drosophila suzukii is the source of this 934-nucleotide messenger RNA. RefSeq names its product circadian clock-controlled protein daywake. Lineage: Eukaryota; Metazoa; Arthropoda; Insecta; Diptera; Drosophilidae. The record is from RefSeq and is a predicted model, not a curated record.